This is a messenger RNA of Lasiosphaeria miniovina, 914 nucleotides long. RefSeq lists its product as uncharacterized. The record is from RefSeq and is a predicted model, not a curated record. Bases 115 to 582 code for a protein of 155 amino acids. NCBI's taxonomy places the organism in Eukaryota, Fungi, Ascomycota, Sordariomycetes, Sordariales, Lasiosphaeriaceae. The transcript has a single exon.
GCGAGAAGAGCCAAGAACACCACAAAGGCAAUGCCUUCGGAGGCUUCCAGCUUCAGCGACUGAGGGCUGGAGGGGAAAACCGUGCGCGACGCGGCAUUCCGCGCCAGCAGCCCCAUGCCGACAGCGCUGAGGGCGCCGGAGAACAGGUCGAAGAAGAGGCACUUUUCCGGCUGGAUGAGGAGCUCCGGGCGGACGUACGCAACGCGAAGCUCAAUCGUGUUCCAGAUCAGAGCCGCGAAUGCCUGGCAUAGUCAUGUAAGUCAGCCGACGAACCACGACCGAGGUUUAGGAGGGCGUCGGAGCAGACAUACCAUGGACAAGGCGAUGACCCAGUCAUUGGUGCGCGCCGUGACCUGUUUGUUGGACGCUUGGGCGAUUGAGGUGGCCAGCAGGCCGACACACGCGAGAAUCGACACGAACCGGAGGGACAGCUUGACGAGACGCCACGGCCGGUGCUGCGGCUCCACAGCGGCGGUGGGCGUGGCGGUGGUAGUUCUGGCAGGCAUGGUCGAGGAGUUGAUUGUUGACGUCACGGUUGAUCCAGCGCCCCGAGAGGAAGAAGAAUUAUGUGACGGCGAUUGAAGGAAUGGAAGGAAGAAAGAGUUAAAAUUCUCAGGUCGGUUUGCCGGGGACAGGGAGGGCGGCGGCAUGUAUUUGAGGAGGGAGUCAGACUUGACACUCGAUCGGCGUGCUCGACCUCGACCUCGCCUCCACUCGCCUCCCCGGUCGUCCACUCCACGCCCCGAACACACAUCUGACCCCGACCGGGUGCGGCAACCUCUUGCAGCUCAGCAGGGUCCCUAUCACAGAACCACACGUCGUUUCCUGCGGCGCUAUAAUCCAACGCGGCGGGCAGUUGGUGGCAGUGAAAUCCCACGGAUGGUGCUCGAUACCUAACUCGGCGUAGUGCCGCG